Messenger RNA from Dioscorea cayenensis subsp. rotundata (Guinea yam), 745 nucleotides. Its product is annotated as probable DNA primase large subunit. Gene Ontology annotation, biological process: DNA replication, synthesis of primer. Lineage: Eukaryota; Viridiplantae; Streptophyta; Magnoliopsida; Dioscoreales; Dioscoreaceae. The record is from RefSeq and is a predicted model, not a curated record. Gene Ontology annotation, cellular component: alpha DNA polymerase:primase complex. The transcript has 8 exons. Bases 1 to 459 code for a protein of 152 amino acids.
AUGGAUGGAUCUCCCGCGGGUGUUGGGCUGAAAUUGGAGGAUGCCCUUACGUUUUGGAAAGCAGAAUUUUCUCAGAAGGUUGGAACCGAGCGGUUUGACAAAGAAUAUGCAUACAGUAUACGCCAUAACUAUGGAAAAGAAGGAAAGAGAACUGAUUAUACGCCUUACUCUUGUCAAAAGAUCAUCUCAUCAACACCUGGUGUAGGAGAUCACCAUGGUUGCCCUUAUCGACAUUUCAGUGAGGAAAAUUUGAGAGCUGCUCUUACUAAGAUGGGAGUAGGUGGCCACGCCAUGGAUGACAUAAUGCAGAAAGUCCAAACCCGGCAUUACCAACUGGCGUGUACAUUAACCUUUGAAGCUGUUCAUGGCAUCUCCUGUGAUACUGGUGUUAACCAUCCAAAUCAAUACUUCAUUGAGAGUCGAAAAGCACUUGAAUUGAAGAGGCAACCUACGAUGUGAUUCUUUUUGGCCACAGUGACAAGGAUAUAAUUGUUCACAAUUCAGGGCUUCAAGGUGGUUCCCCUGCAUAAGAUAAAGCUGAUGAGUGGAUAAGCAUGCACGGAGAAUUGUGUUGCUGUAAGAAAUGUAAGCCGUGUACCUUUCUUUAUGAGAUGCAUUAUUUGAUACAAUGAACUCCUUACUUGAAAGAAAUGCUUCAUGCCGGCUUUCUCAUUUUGUAUUGAAAAUGGUGUUACUAUUUUGUCUUCUUUCUCAUAUAUUAUAUAAAAGAAUGCAUGUGUUGUCA